AUGCCCCGCGACGAGAGCCCGCCGCCGCCGCCGCCGGUGCCCCCCAACUCCCCGCGUGUGUUGGCUGCUCUGCGCAACUUCCCCGAUUUCCCCAUUCCCGGCAUCGACUUUAUCGACAUCUUGCCUAUCUUCCAAGACCCCCAAACCUUCGAGGCCCUUCUCCAGGUCCUGACGAACGAGAUCUCCGAGACCUUGGGGUUCACGCCAGAUGUCAUUGUUGGUCUUGAUGCCCGUGGCUUCCUCUUUGGCCCCACGCUGGCUCUGCGGUUGGGCUGCUCCUUCGUUGCCGUUCGCAAGAAGGGCAAGGUGCCUGGUCCCACUGUGACCGCAGCUUAUGAGAAGGAAUACGGUACGGAUUAUUUCCAGAUGCAGUCGGAUGCUAUCAAACCGGGACAAAAGGUUCUGGUGGUUGACGACAUCAUUGCUACUGGAGGAUCCGCUGCUGCCGCAGGCGCACUCGUUACCCAGCUCGGUGGUACCACGGUGGGAUAUCUCUUCUUAAUUGAGAUUCCCUUCCUGAAGGGCCGUGAUAAGCUGGGCAACCUGCCCAUCAUCAAGCUCCUUGACGCUGCUUGA
Messenger RNA from Truncatella angustata, 576 nucleotides. Its product is annotated as phosphoribosyltransferase-like protein. The record is from RefSeq and is a predicted model, not a curated record. NCBI's taxonomy places the organism in Eukaryota, Fungi, Ascomycota, Sordariomycetes, Amphisphaeriales, Sporocadaceae. Gene Ontology annotation, biological process: adenine salvage; AMP salvage. Bases 1 to 576 code for a protein of 191 amino acids. Gene Ontology annotation, molecular function: adenine phosphoribosyltransferase activity; AMP binding; adenine binding. The transcript is spliced from 3 exons. Gene Ontology annotation, cellular component: cytoplasm.